Molecule: messenger RNA, 2024 nt
Organism: Rhea pennata
Lineage: Eukaryota; Metazoa; Chordata; Aves; Rheiformes; Rheidae
Gene: OCIAD2
Product: OCIA domain containing 2
Exons: 8
Coding region: 227-670 (147 amino acids)
Cellular component (GO): mitochondrial inner membrane
Source: RefSeq, a predicted model, not a curated record
GGCGGCGCUGCGCGGGCCGAGGCGGAGGCGGCGGUUCGCCCUCGGGCCUCCAACCUCGCAGCGCUUGGCUCCUCUGCGAAGGAGGCCUGGGCCUUCCGGCAAACGCCCGCAGCCUGUUGGGGCUUGUUGCUCUGCGACUUAGCAGAAAGAAGGGCAACCAAGCAUACAUCACAUCAUUCCUGCUGACCAAGACUAUUAACAAAAGACGACAAGAAAGACAGAGACAAUGUCGUCUGAAAUAACCCAAGAGAAAGAUCAAACAGCCCCCAAAAAGCGAGCUGGAUGGCCAAUGUUUUAUUGUCCCAUCUCACAAACUCAUAAUACUGCAGAAAUUGCAAGGAUCCGUGAAGAAUGCAAAAAGGAGAGUUUCUGGUACAGAGCUCUUCCUUUGUCUCUUGGCAGCAUGCUUGUCACCCAGGGGCUAAUCUCAAAAGGCAUUUUCUCAGCAAGCCCAAGGUUUGGAUCAUUACCUAAGAUAACAAUUGCUGGCAUCUUAGGUUUUGCCAUUGGAAAGAUGUCAUACAUAGGAGAAUGCCAAAAAAAGUUUGAGAAAAUUGGUAUUGCACCAUUUGGUCCACCUCAGAAAAGGCAUUGUCAUCAUACUUGCAAAGAAUGCAAAGCAAAACUGGAAUCAAAUGAGAAAGAAGGUCCAGUGCCUUCAGCAUCUUAGACUCAGAUGUGGUGAAGAUGAUAAAAAUCCUAUGAACAAGCUUCUUCCUACAAGCCUUUAUGUUAUAGACAAGAAAUCAAGUCUUCGGUUUGGUCUAAAUCGGCUCGUUUGGAAGAGUUGCAUGAUGUUUGUAGUAAAUCCCAAUUUCUUGUAAUGCACUUUUGUUUUUUUCCUUUCUCCUCUUUCUUCUUAGCAUGUCUUUUUCUCCUUUCAGUGCAAUCGAGCUCUUAGUGCUGAGAAAUUAAUGUUGUCUAUUGUACUUAGAUGUCUGUGAAACUUUGUGUAGCAAGCAAAAUGCCAUAAGCUGAAACAUUUGUUCUCUACAUCAAAGGAAAGAAUGGAAGGAUGUUUAAAUGAUUUUGCAUAGUUCAGCAGCUAUCCAGUCCCUAAACUGAUCACUUACCUGCAGUGUUUUAUAGCAAGCCAGAGGUUCAUAGGGUAGAGUCACACUGAAAUUACUGCACCGGAACAGCUUUUAAUAGGCCAGUUUUAUGUAAAAAUCCCCUUUGCCAAGGAUAUUAAAGUAUGUAUCACAUUCAUAAACAGUGAGAAAAUACCAUAUUCUUGAACAGUUGAUAGUCUGCACGCAAUCCAAAGCUAAUAGAUCUAGAGGAAAAGUAGAUGGCAUGCUCACCAUGUAUCUCAAGAAAUCAGGAGCAGACGCUUCCCCUAAACACUGUGAUGGUGUUCACUUGGAAAUCAAGUGUACCACUGUUGAAAAGUUUGGACUUCGCUGUCAGUUGGUGAAAACUCUCCUCUGUUUUUAUUGUCGUUGUUUGUUUUUAAACUGUGCCUAUUGCUAUAGCCCCCUCUUGGGUUGACUUCUUUGGGCGUCUUCACCAGAGGCACGAAGAGUAGGAGCUGUGCACGGUACGGAGCUGUGCCAGAUACACAGGCUGUUAGACCCAGGGUGGUGGAGCUUACAGUAGGGACUAUACAGAGAGAGAGCGUUACACCACCACAGAGCAGUAAACGUCCUUCGUGAGAGAAAAACAUCAUUAUCACAGGCACACUGAAGCCAGCAAAACUUGUAUGGUGACAUGACUUAGCUACUAUCCCUUCAUCUACCAUCUGCUAUCAAGGUAGCAGCCACAAGCUGAGCCAAUACCAGUUGCACCCGGGUUACCUGGGACAGGCCGUUAACACACAUACAUGGAGCUAUUGCUACAUGUGACAGAGGACUGUCCUUUCAUCAGCACUGUCAGACUCCCCAAGGCUGUAUCUUGAGGCCAGUGUUACCUCCUGGAGGUGACUGAAUGGCUGAAGAUUUCGUAGCUACUUAUUCUUGUUUUAAAUGUAACCUUGUUCAGGCUUCCUAUUAUUUUGCUGUAAUAAAUUUACUGCUAUAUAAAAA